This is a messenger RNA of Nymphaea colorata (pocket water lily), 1167 nucleotides long. Its product is annotated as vacuolar iron transporter 1-like. Gene Ontology annotation, molecular function: iron ion transmembrane transporter activity; manganese ion transmembrane transporter activity. Gene Ontology annotation, biological process: intracellular manganese ion homeostasis. The coding region runs from base 113 to 874 and encodes 253 amino acids. Gene Ontology annotation, cellular component: vacuolar membrane. NCBI's taxonomy places the organism in Eukaryota, Viridiplantae, Streptophyta, Magnoliopsida, Nymphaeales, Nymphaeaceae. The transcript has 4 exons. The record is from RefSeq and is a predicted model, not a curated record.
CUCUCUUUAUAUUGCCAUUCCUUUGUCACUCUUGGACUCACAAGGUGGUCAAGUCCUACCCUCUUUCUCAUCGCUCUUUCUUUUUCUUGAAUCCUUUCGUUCUUGAGGAGUAAUGGCGGUGAGGUCUGCGCCCGACUUGGAGAACGGUAGCAGCAAUGGUGUGAUGGAGAAGCUGAUCGAGCCGGCCCACACGGAGAAGCACUUCACGUCGGGGGAGAUCGUGAGGGACAUCAUAAUCGGCGUUUCCGAUGGUCUAACCGUUCCGUUCGCCCUCGCCGCCGGACUCUCUGGAGCCAACGCCCCGUCCUCCAUCGUUCUAACCGCCGGGCUCGCCGAAGUGGCCGCCGGCGCCAUUUCCAUGGGUCUCGGAGGAUUCCUUGCUGCAAAGAGCGAAGCGGAUCACUACUACCGCGAACUGAAACGAGAGCAAGAAGAGAUCAUCAAUGUUCCUGAAACAGAGGCUGCUGAAGUUGCAGAAAUCCUGUCUGAGUAUGGGCUCGAACCCGAGGAGUAUGAUCCUGUGGUGAGCGCGCUUCGCCGAAAGCCUCAAGCGUGGCUGGACUUUAUGAUGAAGUUUGAACUCGGUCUUGAGAAACCAGAUCCGAAGAGAGCAUUGCAGAGUGCAGUAACAAUUGCAGCAUCGUACAUAGCAGGCGGUCUGGUUCCUCUCAUCCCUUACAUGUUCAUCCCCAAGGCAUCAGAGGCCGUCGUAACAUCAGUGGGAGUCACCCUCCUUGCCUUGCUCUUCUUUGGCUAUGUGAAGGGCCGAUUCACAGGGAACAAGCCCUUCAGGAGUGCCUUAGAGACCACAUUGAUUGGCGCCAUAGCAUCAGCUGCUGCCUUCGGCAUGGCCAGGGCAGUACAAUCCUCUUAAAGCCAACUCCUUUAUGCGUUUAUGCGGUAAGAGGGAGACCGAUCAACAGGUGAUUGUCCAAGAAAAGAUGAAGCUUUGCAAGUACAGCCUUUGAAAUCAAAGAGUCCAACAACGAAGAUCAAUAUUUUAUAAUUUGGUUUAUCAAUCGUUCGCUAGUUAGCAGUUUAAGGCGUGGAGAAUUUUUACAUCUGUAACUUAUUUAUCAGCAGGCCUUCCUAUUUGUAUUCAGUUCUAGUUAUUGAUAUAAAUAUUUGGAGUAGUUUUUAAUGCAGAAUUUCAUGUUAUUCGUUCAA